Messenger RNA from Erigeron canadensis, 1490 nucleotides. RefSeq lists its product as uncharacterized. The coding region runs from base 88 to 1026 and encodes 312 amino acids. The transcript has 2 exons. Lineage: Eukaryota; Viridiplantae; Streptophyta; Magnoliopsida; Asterales; Asteraceae. The record is from RefSeq and is a predicted model, not a curated record.
AUAUCAUAUAUAGAUAUAGAUAUAGAUAUAGAUAUAGAAGCUAAUCAUAUAUAUAGAAUUACUAGCUAACAUUGACUUUUAAAAGAUAUGGACAGUGGUUGUGUGUAUGAACAGCAGAGAGUUAUAAAUGAACUGACUCAAGGGAUACAGAUGGCUAAAGACCUAAGGGCUAAUCUCAAUUCAGCUGAAGCAAGGAAGUUCUUUAUACAAAAGAUCUUGUCUUCAUACCACAACGCUCUUUCGGCUCUCAAAUCAGGUGACAGCAGUACCGCCUGGGCUACCACAUUAUUACCAGCUCAAAGUCUGCCAGACUCAUCGAUAUCCAACACCAGCACAGAAUCUGAAUUUGAUCAAUCCUUUUUUGAUCAUCAAGGACAAAAUGUCGUCUCCAGAAAGAGAAACCUGGGGUUGACAGGAUGGGAAGAUCAAGUUAGAAUGUACACAGACAAUGUACUUGAAAUGGCACACGACGGGAAACGAGCAUGUAACCAAGGAGCUGGUCGUGGUUGGGCUGCAUCACCACCACAACCGACUUCACCUGAAAAUUUUGAGAUAAAGCCAACCCACAACAACCAUGAUCACGAAUUUUCACUGCCAGCUCCCAGUGAAGCCCUCUCAAAUCUAAGAGCCAAUCUCAGUGUUGAUAUAACCUCGGACUUUAGUACUAUCAUUGAUGUUCCAUCUAUGUUUUCCAUCCCGCCUUCAACUCCGUCAGUUGGAUUCUCUGAAGAAGGUUUCCAACAACUUCAUUUCCCAAAUUAUAUUGACGAUGAGUUGUUGCAAGUCUGUUCACCAUUUAUCUCCCCAAAUACCUCAGCUGAAUCAAACUACUUCUCAGAGUGGGGAAGCUCGCAAUCAUUGGAUUUCUCAUCAUCAGGCGCUGAUCAUCAUCCAGCGCCACAUGUAGACGACCCUGCUGAUUUCCUAUUCGGUAGUAGCUCCUUCUUUUUAGACAGCAACAAUGAUGAUCCCAAAUUUUGUCGCCAACUAAGUCUCGUGGAUUGGGACCCUACCUUUCUAGGUUGAAUCAUCAGAUCGAUUACUACACCGCGCUCAGCAUUGUGAAAUUAUAGACAUUUUUAGCAGGGACGUACGUUUGAUCGACCUAAAGUACCUGAUAAUUAAUCAAGUGAUCGAUCAUGUCCUAUCCAAUAGUCAUCAUUAAUGUCGUCAAUCCUUUUUGACGCAGUUAUAAUCCAAGAUGAUAAGUAUGCAAUAUAUGUUAAUUACUAGUAGUGAGGACGUAAGUAGAACCGGCCAAUACAUAUUUUAAAGCUCAAGACCAGUGAUCAUCAGAAGACAUUUUUGUAAAAAAGGAUGAUAUAUAUAUAUGUAGUGUACAUAAUGGUGUGUUAAAUCAUAAAUGCUUUAGUAAUGUAUUGUAUAAAGCUGGCGAUCAUAUAGUACUUUAGAUGUACGUUGCAAUGUAGUAUGACAUAUAUAUAUAUAUGUUUGAUAUAUCCAUAUUGGAAUGUCAAUUAAUCUCAUAA